AUGCAAGGUAUCAAGAAUACCAUAGCGGAGAACCUCGGUGGACCAGCCACGGCCCUUGGCUCACACCAGUUUAAACUGGACGACUGCCCGGACCUUUCCGGGAAAGUAGCGCUCGUCACCGGAGGGAGCGAGGGCAUCGGGUUUGGCGUCACUUACACGUUGCUGAAACACAACAUCGCCAAACUGUACAUUCUUUCUGUCUCUCAAGAAGUUGUCGACGGCGCCAAAAACGCCAUUGCCCAGGAGCUCGGCCGCGACAAAGCCGACCGCACGUUCUGGAAACAAUGUGACCUCUCCGACUGGCCACGAGUCAAGGCGGUCGCGGAGAGCAUCCGACAGGAUACUGACCGGCUCGACAUCCUCGUGAACAAUGCUGGGCGCGGCAUUAUGACACCUCAGCUCACCUCGUAUGGCGUCGACCGGCACAUGGCCGUCAACCACUUCGGCCCCACCAUUCUGACUAGCCAGUUACUCCCGCUCAUGAAGCAGACGGCACAAGCGUAUGAUACCGUAGUGCGCAUCAGCAACCAAGCCAGCAACGCACACAACGCAGCACCGAAAGGGACACGAUUUGCGAGCUUGGAUGAGAUCAACGCAGAUAUGGGUGCUAAUGGACAGUAUGGGCGGAGCAAGUUGGCCGGAAUCUUGUCCGCGCGGUGGUUCGACCGGAAGGUGACGCGGAAUGGAUGGCCGAGGGUGUUGAUGAAUGCCACACACCCGGGAUUUGUGAGCUCGAAGCAGAGCCGGGCGGAUAUCUUCGAGGCGUUCCCGCUCGGGGGGUACGCCAUGUCCUACGGCUUGGAGCCGUUCAAGAAGGACCAAUUUGAGGGCGCCGUGCCCACGGUCUUCGCCAUUACCAUGGCGGACCGUUCUGGCCAGUACAUUUGCGCCCCGACCAUACCGGAGCCAGGGACGGCCUUAUCACAGAGCGAGGAACUGGCCGACCGUUUGAUGGAAUUGACGAGCAAUGUUGUCAGGGAAAAGAUGGGGAGUCAGGUUGGGGAUCUUGUGUGGUAG
Messenger RNA from Dichotomopilus funicola, 1017 nucleotides. RefSeq lists its product as uncharacterized. The record is from RefSeq and is a predicted model, not a curated record. The coding region runs from base 1 to 1017 and encodes 338 amino acids. The transcript has 3 exons. NCBI's taxonomy places the organism in Eukaryota, Fungi, Ascomycota, Sordariomycetes, Sordariales, Chaetomiaceae.